Molecule: messenger RNA, 2088 nt
Organism: Thamnophis elegans (Western terrestrial garter snake)
Lineage: Eukaryota; Metazoa; Chordata; Lepidosauria; Squamata; Natricidae
Product: vomeronasal type-2 receptor 26-like
Exons: 6
Coding region: 1-2088 (695 amino acids)
Biological process (GO): G protein-coupled receptor signaling pathway
Cellular component (GO): membrane
Molecular function (GO): G protein-coupled receptor activity
Source: RefSeq, a predicted model, not a curated record
AUGGGGAGAUGUGUAGUGUUGGCAAUCCUGCUAUUGCUACUUCCUAACACAGUGGGCAAAGCAGGUUCUGUUAAAUGCAUCCAAAGUGAACCUCAUCGCAUCUUACAGGAGUGGCACAAACCAGGUGACAUCUUCAUUGGUGGGGUUACCUCUCACAUCGUUCCUCUUUUGUCUGAGAUAACGUUUACAAAGGUUCCUUCUCAAGACUGGAUAUACUUUCCAAUAUUGAUCACCAAGUUCAUCCAACAUAUCCUAGCCUUGGUCUUCACCAUUGAUGAGAUCAAUGAGAAUCAUGAGCUCUUACCCAAUGUUACUCUUGGGUUCCACAUCCAUGACAGCUACACUGAUUCAAGGACAACCUUUCGUGCCACUUUGGACCUGCUCUCUAAAUCACAUCAGUUUCUUCCUAACUACAAGUGUGGAAGCAAUGGAAAAUUAGCAGGUGUCAUUGGUGGACUAAGUGAUGAUACUUCCUUGUGUAUGGAAGAAAUCCUAGGCAUUUACAAAGUUCCCCAGAAAGUUUUAGCCUUUGAAGAAUUUCUUCAGAAAGUAAAGCCUUCUUUGGAAAAUGGGAACAGUUUCAUCAAUAAUUUUUGGGAAAGUGCUUUCAGUUGUUCAAUUUCAAACUCAACCGCAAUAGAUGCUUGUACUGGAGAAGAGAUGCUGCAGAAUCUUCCCACACCUUUCUUUGAAAUGAGCAUGACUGGUCACAGCUACAGCAUCUACAAUGCAGUUUAUGCCAUGGCACAUGCCUUAGAUAUGAUGUAUUCAUCCAACCGCAGAUCUAAGGCAAUAUCAAUAUCUCAAGACAUUAAGCCCUGGCAGCUCCAUUCGUUUCUUCAAAAAAUCUCUUUCAACAACAGUGUUGGAGAUGAAGUGACCUUGAAUGAACAGGGAGAAGUUACAGAUGGAUUUGAUCUCAUCAACUUGGUCACUUUUCCAAAUGGCUCCUACGCCAAGGUGAAAGUGGGAAAACUGAAUCCUAAAACCCCUUUAGAGAAAGAAUUUGUGGUGGCUGACGAAAGAAUCCAGUGGCAUGGAGAUUUCAAACAGGUACCCCCUACUUCUCUUUGCAAUGAUCCGUGCCAGCCUGGCUUUCACAAGGUCAAGAAGGAGUCUGAGGCCUUCUGCUGCUAUGAUUGUCUUCAAUGUGAGGAAGAGAAGAUUUCCUAUCUGAUGGGUACGUAUAUGGACCACUGUAUCAGUUGCCCAGAAGAUCACUAUGCAAAAAAUGGUGAAAAUGUGUGCGUUCCUAAAGUUAUACAUUUUCUCUCCUAUAAAGAACCUUUGGGGAUCACCUUGACUUCAUAUACUAUCUCCCUCUCGUUGACUGCGUCUUUUGUGCUAGGAGUUUUUAUUAAGCACCAGCACACGCCCAUCGUCAAAGCCAACAACCAGGGUCUCAGCUACAGUCUGCUUGUAUCCCUCAUCCUUUCCUUCCUUUGUGCAUUCUUCUUCUUUGACCGUCCCAUACAAAUGACUUGUCUUCUUCGACAAACAUCCUUUGGCAUCAUCUUUUCUGUGGCAAUUUCAUGCAUACUAGCAAAAACCAUCAUGGUGAUCCUGGCUUUUUUGGCCAUCCAGCCGCAUUCCAAGAUGAAUAAAUGGGUGGGGAGAAAACUGCCAGUUUUUAUUGUCCUCUUCUGUUCUCUUGUCCAAGCAGGCAUUUUGGCCACCUGGCUGGGAACAUCACCACCAUUCCCAAAUGUUGACAUGCACACAUUAGAGGAAGAGAUAGUUCUGGAAUGUAAUGAAGGCUCAACUGAAAUGUUUUAUUGUGUUCUAGGAUAUAUGGGCUUCCUUUCCAUUGUAUCUUUCUUUGUGGCCUUUUUGGCCAGAAAUUUACCCGAUAGCUUUAAUGAAGCGAAGUUCAUCACCUUCAGCAUGUUGGUCUUCUUCAGUGUCUGGCUGUCCUUUGUUCCAACCUACAUGAGCACCAAAGGAAAAUACAUGGUAAUUGUGGAGGUCUUCUCUAUCUUGGCCUCCAGCACUGGCUUGCUAAGUUGUAUCUUUUUCCCCAAAUGCUAUGUCAUUUUACUAAGACCUGACCUAAAUCGCAGGGAGCAACUAAUAAAGAAAAAGAAAUAA